AUGUCCCUGCCUGACGUGGAGCCCGCCGCAGGGGAGCGGACGCCGUCCGUUGACAUCGCAGAGGCGGGUAGCGUGGUAGGCAGCGAGGCAGGCUGCGCCGCUGCAGCAGCGGAGGCGAGUGCGAAGAGCAGCAGCAGCAGCGUAUGCAAGCAGCCUUUGUGUGAUAACUACCCCACGGAGGCGCCGCCCGGCGGCAACGGGAGCAUGUCUGUAGAGGAAUAUUCUGUCUACACCAGUGUCGGAUCCCCCGAACAGCAAUACUCGAUCACCGUGGAGCCGGAGUCUGAGCCCGCCAACCUCACGGCGACCAAAGAGGAAAGAAAGUUGGCAACGCUCUCACAGUUGUCCGCGGAGGUGCACUCCUCACCCCACCCUAUUGCGCCGAUGGAUCCAAAACGGCCCACACAACGCAUCGAUAAUAAGACGCCACUGCUAGUGUGGCAGAAACGUGGGCAGCAUCUGCAACAUUCGCGGCAUGUGGAGGCAGGUAAAGGCGAGGGAAGUGUAUCUCUCACUCCUCGUGGGGAAGAUCCGCGGCCGCGUGGGAACGGCUCAUCGCAGGCGUUUAUCAAUUACUUUGCAGGAGUCUACAUGAAACCGGUCACGACACCAAGGCAUAGACCGAGCACGCACCCUAGGAAAGGGAACGGGAAAAGCGGUAAAAGCCCCAGACAGGCAGCCGCUCAGGCGCUGGAUCGCAAGGCCGUUGAGCAGCACCGCGCGGAGGAGUACACCGUGGAGGACGCACAAAACGAGGCAGCACUCCCAGAGUGGAUCAAUAACCACAACAGCAUGACGUGGAGUAAAGGUAGAGACACGAAAUCGAGGUGGAUCCCAGUUUUGCAGGGCGCGAACCAUCUCUCCAGCACUAGCCCAGUGAAGAUGUCUUCUGGCAGGGAGGGCUCAGCGGAGAGCACGUUGCCGGAGCAGCAGAAAUUGCAAGCACGUCUUUUUAUCCCACCCUUGCAGGUCCGGCGCCAGAACGACACCUUUCAGCGUUGCCUACGUGUACUAAUUGACCGAUGUGGCAACAGGAGCGAGGAGGAUAUGGUGCCGCAUCUGGGCUAUAGCUAUUCCUGCAUCCUUGCCCUCAGACGGGGGUAUUUGCCCACCGGCGCCACACAGGGUAGAACCAAAUACCGCCAGGCAUUAUUACCAAUCCCACGCCGCGAGAACGGGUAG
Molecule: messenger RNA, 1182 nt
Organism: Trypanosoma rangeli
Lineage: Eukaryota; Euglenozoa; Kinetoplastea; Trypanosomatida; Trypanosomatidae
Exons: 1
Coding region: 1-1182 (393 amino acids)
Source: RefSeq, a predicted model, not a curated record